Messenger RNA from Centruroides sculpturatus (bark scorpion), 1414 nucleotides. RefSeq lists its product as uncharacterized. The coding region runs from base 87 to 752 and encodes 221 amino acids. The transcript is spliced from 2 exons. Lineage: Eukaryota; Metazoa; Arthropoda; Arachnida; Scorpiones; Buthidae. The record is from RefSeq and is a predicted model, not a curated record.
UAUAACGAAACAAUACUGUAAAUUCGACAAUAAUUUUCCGUACAUUAUUUACAACAUAUCACAUAUUUAAGAUUUACUUGCGAUAAAUGGAUCGGAUUACAGUAUUUUGCAUUGACAAACAACACAUCCAUUUCUCAAAAUACGUUCUGUGUAAAUAUAGUGAGAGAAUAAAAGUGAUGCUACGUUUUUAUUCAAACACAACAUCAGUCUUCCUUUACUUACCAUAUUCGUUGGAUGUUUUGCAACAAAUUAAAGAAUAUCUGGAAGAAAGACAAGAAACCAUAAAAUCAAUGCAAAAUGCGAUGGACGUGUUCUGCGUAAGCAAUCGAUUAGGCCUAAGUAAUUUAAGAAAAAUAUGUCGAGAUUUUAUGACCGAUCCGUCAAGAGUUAAGAACGUGUGUUAUGUAUAUGACUUAGCAUGUCAACAAGACGAUUGGAAAUUACAAUAUUUGUGCUGGAAUAUUUUUAAUUCGAAAUGGCAUGAAAUUUUCUCAUCGAAUGAAUGGCUGAACUGUGAAGCAACAACCAUGGAUAGACUCGUUCGUAGACCAAUAAAUUCAUUUAUUGACGAAACAGACAUCUUCACAGUAGUUUUAGAAUGGGCCAAGAAAAGAGUUAAUAAUGAAAAAUCUCUAAGACAAGUCAUGAAACCUUUCCUUCCAUACAUACGAUUUCUGACAAUGCCAGAAUGGUUUCUGGAAUCUCAAGUGUUCGUUAAACCGAUCUUAAUGGACGUAGAGAGAGUGCAAUAAGAUGUUACUUGCAAAAUAAGGAUUUCGACGAGACAUGGUUUAUUCCUAACAGUAUUUGUGACAUUACAUGUCCUAGAAAACACGAAUUACUCUCAUCCUGGUUCUCUUGUGUGAAUCGAAGUGCAUACUUUAUUAACGCAACAAAGAAACUGAAUACAAAUAUUCGAUUUAUAUGCGACAUAGUUGCUAAGGAAGAUUGUUUUAUCACCAAAUUGUAUCUUCCUAUAACACAUUGCAUUAAAGAAGGUAUAACUGUAAUCUUGAAUUUUUCUGCUAACUUGAAUUUACGGACAAAAUAUCGUUUGAGAACAGCAUGUAAUACGAAAGGAUGUAUUUUAUUGAAUGAUGUUUCUUUACUGAUUCGAAAGUUUACAUUUUAUCGAUUGAUUGCUAAAAUUGCAGAGACACGUCAUUGCAAAAAAUAACAUAAGAAUCAGUCCCUCGGCAAAUUACUACAAUCCGUUCGAAGGAAUUCAAUGUCUUAAAGAUUUGCAGUUUGAAUCCGAAUUGAAAGAUGAAUUUGAGUACUUCUACUUCGAUGUUAUGCCCUACUUUUAAAUACGGAUACACAAAUUAAUUUUCCUCUAUAUUAUAUAAUGUUAAUCUCGUAAUAUUAAAAAAUUUAUGCGUUUUAAUUUCGAUUAAUUAAAUUUAACUUUUAC